AUGGCGGCCGGGGCGCGCGCGCGCCACGGCGCACGCGCCGCCCUUCGCACCACCCUCCUCCGGUCCUCCCGGCCGUCCCCCUCCCACUCGCCAGCUGCAGCUCUCCGCGCGUCCCCAGCCUCACCCCUUUUCGGAGGCCCCCUCCUGUCCCGGCUCCAGAGCCCGGAAGUGGAUGUGGCCGCUUGGCAAAGAGGGCGAGGGGGAGGGAGAAGUGCUUCCGGGGAAACGGGCCCCGGGUUGGUGUUUGUAAACUUGCCUCGGUCCCGGCGCGGGCAGCGGCGGCCGCGGGCUCCGCACGGGGUGCCUGGGGCCUGGACGGGGCGCCGCGCGGAGGAGGAGACGGCGGGAGGCCGUGCCGGGCAGGUAGGCGCGCGCCGCGGGGAGGCAGCGUCGAGCGGGCGGGCGAGCGGGCGAGCGGGCGGGCGGGCAGCAGCGCCUCAGCAGCUCGCAGGCCGUGGGGCGCCGCGCGCGAAGGGGGAGGGGAGCGCGGCGGAGGAGGGGCGCGCGGCGGAGGGAGGGGGCGCGAGGGGAGGGCCGCCGCCGCCCCGCCCCCCGUCCCCCCCCACCGGGAGAGGGAGGCUUGCCCGGGGAGGGGGGCGCGGGCGCGAGCACGCAGGGCGCGCGCGGCCCGGCGCUCCAGGGCUGCGCUCCGGGUCCGUCCGCGCGCUGCGGCUGCCUGCAGAGCGCACACGCCCGCCCUCCACCUCCGCGGCGAAUUUACGCACCUUCGGGCGGACUCGGAGUGACGCUCACGUGUGGGCACUGCCAGCCACCCCGGUGCUCGGCACAGGCCCCUCGAGCUUCCUUCCACCACGGUUCUGCCCUCCUCUGUGGAGUGCCAGCUUUGCAGGCCGGCCCACUCCGCACAAAAGCCCCAAAGGGCCUCCGCCCCCUUCUUCCGUUCCUACGAUGGCAAAUCCCAGCACUUACUCCGUUGGCAGAUCCUCUCUAUAG
Molecule: messenger RNA, 954 nt
Organism: Mastomys coucha (southern multimammate mouse)
Lineage: Eukaryota; Metazoa; Chordata; Mammalia; Rodentia; Muridae
Product: collagen alpha-1(I) chain-like
Exons: 1
Coding region: 1-954 (317 amino acids)
Source: RefSeq, a predicted model, not a curated record